AAGAGAUAACAUAGUUACACGUCAUUUACUCUAAAUUUUCAGAAUCUUUAAAUUAACAUUUUUUGUUAUUAAAAAUUAUUAUUGGUUUGAUCAAAAAAUUAUGAAAUCGUAACUCUUAACUUGCAAAAAUUUAGUAACUUCAUUAGAGAAAAAAAUGGGAACUGCAAAUAGUACGCCUAUUCCCGGUGGAGGAACAGAAGGAUAUCAUAUUUUAAAAGUUCAAGAUAAUUCACCUGGACAAGCAGCCGGUUUGGAAGCUUUUUUUGAUUUUAUAUUAGCUAUUAAUACCACAAGACUUGAUAAAGACAAUGAUACACUUAAAGAAAUGUUAAAGAAUGGAGAUGGACAAGAACUCAUAUUAAGUGUUUACAGUAGUAAAACACAAAUAGUUAGAGAAGUUAAAAUUAUACCCAAUAGUAGUUGGGGUGGCCAAGGUUUAUUGGGUGUAAGCAUACGAUUUUGUUCCUUUGCUGGGGCCAAUGAAAACGUCUGGCAUAUUCUUGAUGUACAUCCAAACUCUCCUGCUGACAAAGCUGGGCUUAGAUCACAUACAGAUUAUAUAAUAGGAUCUGAUUCUAUAAUGCAUGAGAGUGAAGAUUUGUUUAUGUUAAUUGAAGCACAUGAAGGAAGACCAUUGAAAUUAUAUGUUUAUAAUGUUGAAUUGGAUACUUGCAGAGAAGUUUCAAUUACACCCGAUUCUGCAUGGCCUGGUGAAGGAAGUUUGGGCUGUGGAAUAGGUUAUGGGUAUCUUCAUAGAAUACCUGUUAAAAAAAUAUCACAAAAUAAGGAUAUUCCUGCACCACCUGUUAUAAAACCAGCAGUCAUUAAUAAUGUUAUGGCAUCUGCGUCUCAAGUACCUGAAAUAAUUAAUCCACCAGUUUUAACAUCUCAACUGCCAAUGAUCAAACAAGAACUUCCAGUUUGCGAUACAAGUUCGCCUGCUAUUGAACCAGAAAAAACCCAGGAACUUUUAAGUGAAAUCAAUCCAAGCACAUCUUCGCCAUUUAUGAACAAUACAAACUCUCAAGUACCUGCUUUCACAUCAACAGAUCAACAAAUUCCUCAUUUUAACUCUUCUAUAUCCAUCCCACAUUUCUCUCCAGAAACAAUGACAUUUAAAAAUCCUUCUGUACCUGCAUUCCAAGUAAUUAAUUCUCAAUUUAGUCCAAACCAACAGAGUUCUACUUCAGAUUCAAUGAAACCUUUUGUAUUGACACCACAAGUAACAACCUUACCAUCAUUUUCAUCGCAAGAAUCUAUCACUGUCUCUACAUCUCAAGAGGUAUUUGUAACAUCUGUAUGUUCUUCCCAAUCAUCUACAACUCAAGAAUUGGCCUAUCAGUCAUCCAUCCCGUUUUUACCUCAAAGUAGUGAUUCCCAAUAUCAUCCUACCGAUAUAGGGAGUACAGCUACUACAAGAGAUGAACCAAGUUCUAAAGAUCUAAGUAAUUAUUUCACAGUGUUUCAAUCUCAAGCCAAUUCAUCAAAUAGUCCAAGUACAAUACCAAUGUUUUCAGUAAAAAAUUUUCCACAGAUUUCAACUUUAGCCCAGCCUCUUGGGAACCAUUUUUCAGCAACACCUAUAUCUCAAUCACAGCCACCUCAAGUACAGCCAGAAAACAUAUAUUCUGAUGUAUCAUCUCAAUUUCAACCAGUAAAACCACCUCAUCAAUUACAACAUCAACCAAAUAUUUAUCCAGGAAUGCCACUUACAACUCCAAUAUCUUUACCAGGCAUGCCUCCAAUAACUGUUAGUGCUACUCUACCUUAUUCAGCAAUAGAAAGUUUACAAAUUGAUCAGAAGAAAAAUAUUCUAAACAAUAACAGUUAAUUAUCUAUUAUUUAGGUCAUUUCUACUUGUUUGAAUAAAAUUAA
This is a messenger RNA of Sipha flava (yellow sugarcane aphid), 1875 nucleotides long. It is a transcript of the gene Grasp65, whose product is annotated as Golgi reassembly-stacking protein 2. Gene Ontology annotation, cellular component: Golgi apparatus. The record is from RefSeq and is a predicted model, not a curated record. Gene Ontology annotation, biological process: Golgi organization. Lineage: Eukaryota; Metazoa; Arthropoda; Insecta; Hemiptera; Aphididae. The coding region runs from base 155 to 1831 and encodes 558 amino acids. The transcript is spliced from 9 exons. Gene Ontology annotation, molecular function: protein binding.